AAUCAAACAUCAAAAUGAACAGGUUUGUUCUUUUAGCAGCCGUUGUCGCAGUAUGCGCCGCCCAAAUCGGCACCCCACGAUCGGGGGAUGAGUUGGUGUCCACCGUCUUGGAUAACUGUGCUGAAAUCGGUUGUGUCAAACAAAAUGUUCUGGGUUAUUUGGAUAACGUGCUUCAUCUGCAGGGCGAUAACAGGAACGCUAAGAACAUCGACGCUGCCAUCUUCAAAAGAGCGGCUAGAGUGCUCAACACCCAUGAAUUCAAACUGAAAGUUCCCGAUGUGAUCAUGGAGAACACUGAAAUUGUUUACAACCCUGUAUCCGGUUUGGAUAUCACAUCGCCUAAUGCUGCAUUGGAAUCUCGUGGCAUGGGACUCAAAAAGAAACUUUUACUGCCCAUCCUGCUCCUCUUCAAACUCAAAAUGAAACUCUUGAUGCCAAUCUUCGUCGCCCUAAUCGGUCUUAAAGCCAUGAAAGCCUUAAUUCUCAGCAAAUUGGCUAUCACUUUAGUUCUAGGUUUUAUCAUCUACCAAUUGUGCGCUAAAUCAGGUAUGCCAAUGCCAAUGAUGUCCAUGGCCCCCGCUGAGCCACCAGCGCCCAUGUACGGAGCCCCCCCCACUCCAACCACGGCUCCACCAAGUUCUUACGAACCAGGUUGGGAACCCAACCAAGGAGGACCGUACUCCAGAGUGUGGUCUUCAUCUGGCUCAAACGAUAACACCAGGGAAGCCGCUCAAAAUAUGGCUUACUCCUCAUACUACCCUGGUACACAAUCAUCGUCCACCUCUAGUCCUUGAAUCUAAUUUACAAAAAUGACUGCAGCUUUUAAAAUUCGAU
Molecule: messenger RNA, 834 nt
Organism: Brassicogethes aeneus
Lineage: Eukaryota; Metazoa; Arthropoda; Insecta; Coleoptera; Nitidulidae
Source: the annotation of a GenBank genome assembly